This is a messenger RNA of Rhinichthys klamathensis goyatoka, 2107 nucleotides long. RefSeq names its product sushi-repeat containing protein X-linked 2 (gene srpx2). Lineage: Eukaryota; Metazoa; Chordata; Actinopteri; Cypriniformes; Leuciscidae. The record is from RefSeq and is a predicted model, not a curated record. The transcript is spliced from 10 exons. Bases 144 to 1526 code for a protein of 460 amino acids.
GGCUGCGUGGGAUUCACUGCUUGAGACUAAACUCUGUCAAGAGUUAGUUAUCCGAACGAUUGCUUUGGAAAUAGCAGAAUUUUUCUCAAGUAAAGAUCUACUUUCAACAUUUAUAUUCAUAUUUCCAUCUGACAUCCAAUGCAAUGAUCAAAUUGAUUACUCUUUUUGUUGAAUUGUGCAUCAUUUAUCAGACUCUGGGUGAUAUCACUGAAGGCUCAACGUCUGCCUACCAUGACACCAAUGAAGUUGUGCAUGAGGACGAGACUUACUACACCCCUCAGCUGGACUACAAACAUCCGCAGUGGUGCCAUACACUUAAGCUAUCCAGCGGGGAAGUGUCCUGUUCUUCCCCUCGAGGCGGGCGCUACCAGAGCUCGCUUGGAACUCGCUGCUUGCUCUCCUGUGAUCGAGGAUAUAAACGGUUGGGGCGAUCAUCUGUGCAGUGCAUGCCCAAUCGCCGCUGGUCUGGAACCGCUGUCUGUCGAAAGGUGCGUUGUCAUGUUCUGCCUCUGAUUGACCACGGUAUGUACAGUUGCACCCGGGGUUUUGUGGUAGACUCCAGGUGUGACUACACCUGCUAUGAAGGCUACCAGAUUGAGGGAGAUCGCUACCGUAUGUGCCAAGAAGAGGGGAAAUGGAGCGGCACAGAACCGACGUGUGCAGAUCAUGACCCCCCCAAACUGAAAUGUCCUUUGUCCAGAGUGAAGGUAGCAGAACCAGGAAAACUAACUGUCAUGGUUUCCUGGGAGCGUCCUGUAGCUAAGGAUACAGCUGACAGAACACUACAGGUCUUGCGAAAUGGACCGGAGUCUGGGUCCGACUUUCCAGAAGGAAUACAUGUGAUUCGAUAUAAAGUCUACGACCAGGCUCGCAACACAGCGACUUGCAAGUUUAAUGUGCAUGUUGAAGUGAGAAGGUGUCCAAAGCUAAAGCCGCCUAUGCAUGGCUACCUGAUAUGCUCAUCUGAUGGCAAUAAUUAUGGGGCUAUAUGUGAAUACCAUUGUGAUCCUGGCUUUGAAAGGACAGGUUUUGCGACACGUGUUUGUCAGCUCAACCGCAGCUGGUCCGAUGACGCUGCUCGGUGUGUAUUAAUGGAGAUAAAAACAGAUGUCAGGUCUGCUGGUGCUCUGCUUGACCAGUUUUAUGAAAAGAGAAAGCUUCUUGUUGUAUCUACUCCAGAUAAUGCUAACCAGAACUACAGGCUUCAGAACAUUAUGCUACAGAAGGCUGAGUGUGGUCUGGAUCUGCGACAUGUGACCGUGAUUGAGCUGUUAGGAACUCCACCUCGCGCAGUGGGGCGCAUCAAAGAACAACGUCUGGAGCCUGAGGUCAUAGAGGGUCUUAGACAGGCGCUGCAUAUCUCGACAGCCUAUUUCACCAUGGUGUUGCUGGAUGAAUACGGUGUGGAUCGGGAGCGCUUUGUUAACCCCACCACCUCUGAUGAGCUCUACUCGUAUGUAGAGGAGUAUCUCCUCACUGAGGAGGAGCGAGAGAGACUGGAGAUGAACAGGGACUUCUGUGACUGACCUCGGUCUGAUCGACUCCAGAUCUGUGGGGGGCAUGGUGAUGUUGUGGGUGGGAGUUUUCCUUAUUGCGGUUGGUCAUCAAGAUGCAUGCACCCCCUGAACCUGUUUCCUAGACAAAUAGUCAUUUGAAACCACAUAUUGUAGCCAUUACUAAUAGAGAAUCACAGCUGGAAAUGUGAUUUAAUAUAGAACAGGUUUUAAUCUGCAAGUGGGAAAACUGCCAAGCAGGGUUGCAAAAGAUACACAUAUUCUGAGGAAAAAUUAUUUUAACCAUCUAUAAUCGAGUGCACAGCACACAAUGCGGAUUCUUCAAAAUAUUUAAUAUUUAUUAAAUGCAAGUAUUUCUAUGUAGCUCCUAAAAAUAAUGCUAAAUCAGCAUUAUGUCAUUAAAAUACAUUGUGUUAAAAUAUGUGAAACCUUUCGGGGCAUACAUUGUGCACAUUUAAAACCAAAGUGUCAUUCAAAUAAAACAUUUACUGUGUCCAAAGGUUCAUUUUUAAGAACAGCAUUCAAAUGAUGUUGUAUUUGAAAGCAUCCAUUCAGCUGCAAUAUUUAUAGGAAAUAAAUACAAAUAACAUAUA